Molecule: messenger RNA, 1254 nt
Organism: Gastrolobium bilobum
Lineage: Eukaryota; Viridiplantae; Streptophyta; Magnoliopsida; Fabales; Fabaceae
Product: aspartic proteinase CDR1-like
Exons: 1
Coding region: 1-1254 (417 amino acids)
Cellular component (GO): extracellular region
Source: RefSeq, a predicted model, not a curated record
AUGGGUUAUCUCAAAACAUUUCAUCCAUGCUUUGUAAUCAUUUUUCUCUUCUUUCAUCUUUUACAUUUCUCAGCUAUUGAAGCUAACAAUGGCGGGUUCAGCGUUAAACUGAUUAGGAAAAAUUCUCUCCAUGAUCCCUCUCGACGUCUCAUGGGGUCAUCUAAUCCAAAUGCUGCACAAUCAACAACAACUGCUUAUCUUGGUCACUAUCUCAUGGAGCUAUCUAUUGGAACUCCACCAGUAACCAUCUAUGGUAUCACAGAUACAGGUAGUAACCUCAUAUGGACACAAUGUGUACCCUGUGAUAACUGCUAUAAGCAAAGUAACCCCAUGUUUGAUCCUCAAAAGUCCUCAACUUAUAGCAACAUCUCUUGUGAGUCACAACAAUGUCAUAAAAUUAUAGACACAGGCGUAUGUUCUCCUGAGAAUCGUUGCAAUUACACGUAUGGCUAUGCAGGUGGUGAGGUAACACAAGGUGUUCUGGCACAUGAAACAAUUACCCUGACCUCAACCACAGGGCAACCAGUUUCACUUGAAGGCAUUAUUUUUGGUUGUGGACAUAACAACACAGGGACUUUCAAUGACCAUGAGAUGGGUAUAAUUGGUCUAGCAGGAGGGCCAGCGUCACUCAUUUCUCAAAUAGGUUCUUCUUUUGGAAGCAAGAGGUUUUCCCAAUGCUUGGUUCCUUUCCAUACUGAUAUUAGUAUUUCAAGUAGAAUGAGUUUUGGUGAUGGGAGUGAAGUAUUAGGGGAUGAUGUGGUUUCUACACCUUUGGUUGUAAAACAAGACCCAACCCCUUAUUUUGUUACCUUACAAGGCAUUAGUGUGGGAGAUACCUACUUACCCUUUAAUGAUUCUUCAGAGAAUGUUGAAAAAGGUAACAUGUUUAUUGAUUCAGGGACACCUCCAACUAUUUUACCUCAACAAUUAUAUGAUCGUGUAGUGGCUCAAGUGAUGAAGCAGGUUCCUAUGAAUCCCAUUGAGGGUGACCCUGAUUUGGGUUCCCAGCUUUGCUAUCGAACAUCAACUAUUCCUGAAGGGCCUAUUCUGACGGUCCAUUUUGAAGGUGCAGAUGUGCCAUUAACGCCGAUUCAAACCUUCAUUCCACCAAAAGAUGGCGUUUUCUGCUUGGGAUUAACCAAUAGUAGUGAUGUCGUAAUUUAUGGUAACUUUGCGCAAUCAAAUUACUUGAUUGGCUUUGAUCUAGAAAGACACGUGGUCUCUUUCAAGCCAAUGGAUUGCACCAAACACUAG